Molecule: messenger RNA, 1046 nt
Organism: Myotis brandtii (Brandt's bat)
Lineage: Eukaryota; Metazoa; Chordata; Mammalia; Chiroptera; Vespertilionidae
Gene: OPN5
Product: opsin 5
Exons: 6
Coding region: 18-1046 (342 amino acids)
Biological process (GO): G protein-coupled receptor signaling pathway
Cellular component (GO): membrane
Molecular function (GO): G protein-coupled receptor activity
Source: RefSeq, a predicted model, not a curated record
GGUUGCCUGAGAACAGCAUGGCGCUAAACCACACUGCCCUGCCCCAGGACGAGGGCCUGCCACACUACCUUCAAGAUGGAGAUCCCUUUGCUUCCAAACUUUCCUGGGAAGCGGAUUUAGUGGCUGGAUUUUACUUAACAAUAAUCGGGAUUCUGUCCACAGUUGGAAAUGGGUAUGUCCUUUAUAUGUCCUCUAGACGAAAGAAGAAGCUGAGGCCGGCGGAAAUAAUGACUGUCAAUUUGGCAGUCUGUGACCUGGGGAUCUCAGUUGUAGGCAAACCGUUCACGAUCAUCUCUUGCUUCUGUCACCGCUGGGUGUUCGGUUGGAUUGGCUGCCGCUGGUACGGAUGGGCUGGAUUUUUCUUUGGCUGUGGAAGUCUGAUCACCAUGACUGCUGUCAGCCUGGAUCGAUACCUGAAAAUCUGCUAUUUAUCUUACGGGGUUUGGCUGAAAAGGAAGCACACCUACAUCUGCCUGGCAUUCAUCUGGGCCUAUGCUUCCUUCUGGACCACCAUGCCCUUGGUAGGUCUGGGGGACUACGUACCAGAGCCCUUCGGAACCUCCUGCACCCUGGACUGGUGGCUGGCCCAGGCCACAGUAGGGGGUCAGAUUUUCAUCCUGAACAUCCUCUUCUUCUGCCUCUUACUCCCAACGGCUGUGAUUGUGUUCUCCUACGUGAAGAUCAUUGCCAAGGUUAAGUCCUCCUCCAAAAAAGUAGCUCAUUUUGACAGUCGGAUCCAUGGCAGCCACAUGCUGGAAAUGAAACUGACCAAGAUAAAAGUAAAUGUAGAUGGAAAUUCUAGUACUUCCUUCUGGGCCUGCCUGCUCAACGCCACGGUGACAUGCAAGCAGGCCCUGCUGUCUGCUGUCUGCGGGACCUGCUUGCUGGCUCGCCCAGUUGCCACAGUGACCCUCAAGCAGGCCCUGCUGUCUGCUGUCUGCGGGGCCCACUUGCUGGCUCGCCCAGUUGCCACAGUGACCUGCAAGCAGGCCCUGCUGUCUGCUGUCUGCGGGGCCCGCUUGCUGGCUCACCGCCGGAGGGACUAA